GUCGCCACGAAAAUACAAGCGUUUGUUUGACAAGGAUCCGGUAAUUUAGGUCGAUGCCGUGUAGGUGAAUCGGUGUUUAUUCCGAGGCAGGAUUGCUAGUUACCAACGAUAUGCAGCAGGAACAUUUGUCCAGCGGGACUCGCUUUGACCUAUACGUGAAAGCCGCCAGUGAUGGUAGGGGUCUCGGAGACUGUCCGUUUUGCCAUUAUGUACAGAUGUAUGCUAAAACAUUGGGCAUAGCCGAUGACCAGUUCAGUGUACAUUACGUUGACACUGCCAAUAAGCCAGAAUCGUUCAUGAAACUCAACGAAAAAGGUACCGUCCCAGUUCUGGUUGAUAAGCAAACAAAGCAGACGUUGGCCGAUUCAGCGGACAUGGCGAAACAUUUACGGGAGCAAUUUCCUGGCAAAGACCCACUAUCGGGUUAUGGUGGCCCAGACAAAUCUUUUUUCGGAGUCGUUCUUCCAAAAUUAGGCAACCUUUUGAAAAACAAGGAUGAAAGUCAUGAUUCUGAAAAAUGCAAGUCGGAGCUUAUUGCACAACUUCAAAUAAUAAACGAUUACUUGGAUCAAUCUUCUUCUGAACGAAAAGGUAAUUACCUCGCCGGCGAGCACGUGAGUGAGUUAGAUUGCGUCUUCAUGCCCAGGUUACGACAUGUUAUGGUGGCGGGUGGACAUUACGAAAGCGUCACUAUUGGAGAGUUUUCAGCUUUGAAGGAAUACUUCGAUAAUGCUAUGACGUGUCACGAAUUCACGUCCACCUGCUGUGUGGAGGGGGAGCUCAUCAAGGGCUGGGCACGUCACCGUAAAUAAUUUUCAAAUGGUAACAUAACAGGAGGUACAUGUUUUUGAAUUACUAUAAAGAAGAAGAACUGUUGUUGGAAUAAAAGACAUCUCCCUGUCGACUCGCAGAUAGAGCGCUACGACACAACAUCAAAAUACGCAUUUAUUAGUGAAGGUUUUAAUGAUUAAAAGAUGAAGUAGGGCAGAACUGUUGUAUAAUCGGAAGCGGCAGUACAGCAAUGUAUGAGAGCCUGAAAUUACCGGAAAUAGAGUAUAUAUGUUACAUUGUGUUUGAAUUGAUAAGACCAACGACUGUCACGACUCAAUACUCGAGCUGGAAAUCUGCGGAAAGAUUAGUCAAUACAGAGAAACUUGUUCUCUUAGAAUCACUCUAUAUUUGUGUAAUUUUCUUCUGUUUUCUCAUCAAAUAUACGAGUUGUGUGUCCAAAAUGUACAUCAAUGUUUCGGAUUAAAAAUCAAAACCAAUCAAAACAAAACAAACAAACAAAUACCUUUGUCAAUCGGAAUUUCAUCAGUUAAAAUAAACCAUUUCAAAAUAGUU
Molecule: messenger RNA, 1344 nt
Organism: Pecten maximus
Lineage: Eukaryota; Metazoa; Mollusca; Bivalvia; Pectinida; Pectinidae
Product: glutathione S-transferase DHAR1, mitochondrial-like
Exons: 2
Coding region: 111-812 (233 amino acids)
Biological process (GO): chloride transport
Cellular component (GO): cytoplasm; membrane
Molecular function (GO): chloride channel activity
Source: RefSeq, a predicted model, not a curated record